This is a messenger RNA of Anisakis simplex (herring worm), 300 nucleotides long. NCBI's taxonomy places the organism in Eukaryota, Metazoa, Nematoda, Chromadorea, Rhabditida, Anisakidae. The record is from the annotation of a GenBank genome assembly.
GCAAAACAGAAAGGUCGAGCGUUGGUAUUACGUAUCGAAUUGAAUGGUGAUUUUUGUAGUGAUAGUGAACGAUGUUCGCGGAUGCCUGAUGGAUUUUGGUGGGGUGAUUGGGAAUUCAAGAUAUCGGAUGCGUCCAGAAACUAUAUGUUGACAAUAUCGCCCGCAAUAGCUGGCAAUUUAACGGAACGAACGAAUAUGGAUAAGUUUUUCUACAUGAAUAACGGUAAACAGUUCACUGCGAUUGAUAAAGAUAACGAUCGAUUGCACGGAAAUUGUGCACAGUUCCGAGACUUUGGGUAA